This is a messenger RNA of Anopheles maculipalpis, 5496 nucleotides long. RefSeq lists its product as uncharacterized. The transcript has 10 exons. Lineage: Eukaryota; Metazoa; Arthropoda; Insecta; Diptera; Culicidae. Gene Ontology annotation, biological process: carbohydrate metabolic process. The record is from RefSeq and is a predicted model, not a curated record. The coding region runs from base 1 to 5496 and encodes 1831 amino acids.
AUGGUGAACCAACGUCGGACCAACGGCGGCACAGGGUGGCUUUACUUUGUGCUGCUGGUGGCAAUAAGUCAACCCGGCGCAACGCAUACGUCGGACAGCGACGAAUGGUGGCAAAGGACCGUUUUCUAUCAAAUUUAUCCCCGCUCGUUCAUGGACUCGAACGGUGAUGGGGUAGGCGAUUUGCGCGGGAUUACGAGCCGCUUGGUACAUCUGAAGGAUGCCGGAAUUGGUGCGACCUGGCUAUCGCCCAUCUUCCUAUCGCCGAUGGUAGAUUUCGGGUACGACAUUACCGACUACACCGCCAUCCAGCCGGAGUACGGUACGAUGGAAGACUUCGAAGCAUUGCUGGCGGAAGCCGACCGACUCGGCAUCAAGAUUAUCCUUGAUUUUGUGCCGAAUCACACGAGCGACCAGUGCGAAUGGUUCCAGCGUUCGGUAGCCCGUGAAGCACCAUACACCGACUACUAUGUGUGGCACGAUGGUCGCGAGGAUCCAUCCGCUAGUAAUGGGACCCGUUUGCCACCAAACAACUGGCAAUCGGUUUUCUAUGGUUCGGCCUGGACGCUUCAUCCGGUACGUGGUCAGUACUAUUUGCAUCAGUUUACCGCUCAGCAACCGGAUCUGAACUUUCGCAAUCCGGCCGUGGUGGAGGAGAUGCGGGAUGUGUUGCGGUUCUGGCUGCGCAAGGGAGUCGCAGGCUUUCGCAUCGAUGCGGUAAAUCAUCUGUUCGAGGUGGAAGGCUUUCCGGACGAGCCGGAAACGGGCACCGACCGGGAUCCACUUUCGUACGGCUUUACGCACCACAUCUACACGAAGGACUUGCUCGAAGACUACGAUAUGGUGUACCAAUGGAGAGAACUGUUGGACGACUGGACUCGAGAGCACGGUGGAGACAGUCGUAUUAUUAUGACAGAAGCUUACGCAAACAUCACCUUCACCAUGAAGUACUAUCGGUCCGGUGAGGAACAUCAACCCCGGCAAGGAUCACACAUGCCCUUUAACUUUCUGCUCAUCACUGACCUCAAUCGGGACUCGAGCGCUCAAGAUUUUGUGUUUACGAUCAAUAAAUGGCUUACGUACAUGCCACGGGUGGGCGCCACAGCUAACUGGGUUCUAGGCAACCACGAUCAACCACGGGUCGGCACUAGGUAUGGGGCCGAACGGAUUGAUGCCAUCCAUACGCUACUUCUAACCCUUCCGGGCAUCGCAGUCACGUACUAUGGAGAGGAAAUUGGAAUGAUAGACAAUCCGGAUGCGAUCAGCGCAAACGGACAGGGUGAUUCUGCCGCCGGUGGUGCGGGUGAUGCAUUUAUUGUGUUUUCGCGCGAUCCGGAACGCACUCCAUUCCAGUGGGAUGAAACGGCGAAUGCAGGCUUCUCCACCGGUCCUACAACUUGGCUGCCAGUUCACCCAAACUACCGUCAACUGAAUCUGGCCGCGGAAAAGCGUGCCGACCGUAGCCAUUACAAAACCUACCAAGCGUUAGUACGCUUGCGAGCACACGAAACCUUCCGUAAAGGUUCGAUACAGCUUGUCCCUUACUCAAACACCAUCAUCGUGUACGUGCGUGAGCUGCAAGAUAGUGACACGUUUGUGGUGGUGAUCAACCUGGCCGGUGGUAUCGAUCGAACGGUCGAUUUGAGUUCAGUUUUUCCAAGACUUUCACCCGAACUAACCGUAGCAUCGAGCGGAUCCGCGUCCCGCUAUCGUGCCGGGGACAUCGUGCAAUCGGACAAGCUGGUCGUAGGUGAAUAUGAAGGACUCGUACUGCGAGGGCUGCCGUUGACGUCGAGGGUCGAUGAAAUUUCACUGUCAGAAGUAAAAUUUCGCAGUCCCGUGAUGGGACCAUUCCGACUAGUGGUUGUGAUUGGUAUCGUGCUGGAGGGUAUUUGUCUGGCAAGCGGGCAAUCCACCGUUAGCACUCACCCACGGCAGGACCUACCGACCGUCGGCAGCUGGUGGGAGUCGGCCGUGCUGUACCAACUGUUGCCCCGCUCCUUCCGCGACAGCGAUGGCGAUGGUAAUGGCGAUCUGCGUGGUUUGCUCGAACGGUUCGAUCACUUGAUCGAACUAGGCGUAACGGGUAUUUGCUUGGGACCGGUGUUCCGUUCGCCGAUGCGUGACGGUGGGUACGACGUUUCAGACUUUCGUGACAUUGAUCCCAUGUACGGAACGAUGACAGAUUUUGAGGAGCUGCUGGAACGGGCCAAAGCUGCCGGCAUGAAGGUGGUGCUCGAUUUUGUCCCGAACCAUACGAGCGAACAGCACGAGUGGUUCCAGAACAGUGUGCGUAAAAAUAAGGAGUACGAGGAUUAUUACAUCCUGCGAGAGGGAGCAAACCGGCAGGAGAACAAAGACAACGGGGCACCUCCAAACAACUGGCAAUCGUUGUAUCAUGGGCCGGCCUGGAGUCGUAAUGUACGCGGGACAGAGUUCUAUCUGCAUCAGUUCGGGUUGACCGAACCGGAUCUGAAUUAUCGUAACGCGAAGGUAAGGCAGGAGAUGGAAGACGUGAUGCGGUUUUGGCUGGAUCGGGGCGUCGAUGGAUUGCGGCUGUUGCAGGUCAAUCAUCUGUACGAGGAUGCACAAUUUCGCGACGAGCCUUUCAUCGAUCCGACCAAAGCUACCCUUAGCUACGAAAACUUGGAUCACAUUCACACACGUGACUUGUCUGAAAAUUACGUCCUUGUGUCCGAUUGGCGUAUCCUGUUUGACGAGUAUGGUUCAGCAGAAGUCGCUACCACCGCUGACAGCAAGCUCAUGAUAACGUCCGCCUAUACCGGUAGUGUUGAAAGCACAAUGAAAUGGUUCGGCAUGGCGAACCGGGUCGGUGCACACAUCGCUCAAAACUUUGGCCUGGUGCGAGGAGUUUCGAGCGAACUUCAGGCGGAAGACUUGCAGCGGGUAAUCGAUGGUUGGCUGAACACCCUGCCACCGAAUGGUGUUGGGAACUGGGUGCUGGGUAAUCAUGAUUAUCGUCGCGUUGCGUCCCGCUUUGGUCGGGAGCUGGCAGCCGGACUGGCGAUGCUUUGUUUCUCCCUGCCGGGGACAGUGUUUGUGUACUAUGGUGAAGAAAUCGGCAUGGAAGAUAACGAUGAGAUUACGUGGAAAGAAACGCAAGAUCCACUUGGUUGCAGCACGAACGGAUCCGUAUUUCAGCAACACUCGCGUGAUCCUGCCCGUACACCGUUCCAGUGGGAUGACAGCAAUGAAUGGGCAGGAUUUUCUUCGCCGUCCGCCGAAACGAAAAAGGACCCGUGGCUCCCGGUGAACGCGAACUACGCUUUAUUGAAUUUGGCCGUGGAAAAAUCAUCCAACCGGUCGAUGUAUAAUCUGUACCGCGAGCUGAUAAGAUGGCACCGGCAAUCUGUCACGCUUCGUUACGGUUCCUACCAAUCGUUCGUGUUACCGAACAAUGUGUUUGCGGUGUUGCGCUCGUUGCUUGGGGAGCAGGAGUACGCCACGGUGCUGAACGUAAACGCGCACGCUGUAACAUUCAACCUUAGCCGGGUGCAUAGAUAUGCGACACGGGCAAGAGUAGCGUUCACAUCUCCCGAAGGCACGUACGUGGUGGAUGAGUGUAUGAAGGAUGUUACGAACAUUGCACUAGGGGCACAUGAAACGGUUAUACUAGAGCUUUCGUCAGGUGCAACGUGGAUCAGCAGAACAGUGAGUUCGUCAAGGAUGCGGUUUGCAGUGAGUGCUCUGGUGCUAGUGGCCGUUGGUCUGUUGGCCACGGUCAGCGGCAAAUCGCCGACAAUUGUUACCGGCAAACAGAAUGCGGGCAUGGAUUGGUGGGAAUCGGGCGUGUUUUACCAGAUCUAUCCACGAUCGUUCAAAGACAGCGACGGUGAUGGGGUGGGUGAUCUGACCGGCAUUACGGAUAAGCUCGACCAUCUGGCUGACCUGGGUGUGACCGGUGUGUGGCUCAGUCCAGUGUUUAAAUCGCCGAUGGCAGACUUUGGUUACGAUAUUGCCGACUUUCGUAACGUUGAUCCGAUUUUUGGCACCAUGGCCGAUCUUGAUCGGAUGGUCGCGAAGGCGAAGCAACUCGGCAUCAAGGUGAUUCUUGACUUUGUACCGAACCAUACGAGCGACGAGCACGAGUGGUUCAUCAAGUCCGUAAACAACGAAGGAAACUACCGCGAUUACUAUGUGUGGCGCAAUGGUGUGGGCACAGGAACUCCGAACAAUUGGCAAUCCGUUUUCCAUACCCCUGCCUGGACACUGCUGCCCGGUCAAACGCAGUACUAUCUGCACCAGUUUGACAAGAAGCAGCCGGAUCUGAACUACCGCAACCCGCUGGUAAAGCAGGAGAUGGCUGAUAUGGUGAAGUUCUGGUUGGACAAGGGCAUCGAUGGGUUCCGUAUUGAUGCAAUCAACCAUGCGUACGAGGAUCCGGAGUUCCGCGAUGAACGACUGAUUGAUCCGAAUGGAGAGCUGAUUUGGGAAAACAUGGAUCAUGAAUACACCCAGAACCUGCCGGAAUGUUACGAUCUGAUCUACGAUUGGCGUGAUCUGUUCGACCAGUACAAGGCAGCCGAUAAUGUGACGCGGCUCAUGAUGACGGAGGCGUACGCCAACCUGGAACAGACGAUGCUGUGGUACGGCAAUGGAAACCGAAAGGGUGCCCACAUUCCGUUCAACUUUGCCAUGAUCAACCGCCUGUCGAAAGACUCGCGAGCGAACGACUUUAAGGAGAUUAUCGACGAGUGGCUGGAAGCUAUGCCGGCCGGUGCACAGGCCAACUGGGUACUGGGUAAUCACGAUCGUCCUCGCAUUGCAUCGCGUUAUGGCCGUGACCGUGCAUCAAGCUUGGCGGUGCUGGAAAUGACCCUGCCCGGCAUUGCCGUCGUGUACUACGGAGAGGAGAUCGGUAUGGAGGACAACCGUGACAUAACGUUCGAGGAAACGCAGGAUCCGCAGGCCGCCAACACGAACCCGGAAGUGUACCAGCAGUUCACGCGCGAUCCGGUCCGCACACCGUUCCAGUGGGACGCUACGGCAUACGCCGGAUUUACGGCUGCCACUGCGCAGAAAACUUGGCUACCGGUGCAUCCGAACUAUCGGGAGGUUAAUCUCGCCGCACAGAAGGCGGCCAACGAGAGCAUGUUCAAGCUGUACCAGAAGCUGAUCAAGCUGAGGCAAGAGCAUGCUUUUAUGCACGGCAGCUUUGAGUCGAAGGUGCUGCUGAACAACGUGCUUGGGUACACGCGCACGAUGGAUGGAGAGCAAUCGUACGCCGUAGUGGUCAACAUGAACGAUAACGAUGUGAACGUGAAUCUGCAGGAGCUGCACGAAGAUAUUGAAUCGGCGAAGGUAACGCUAACGUCACUGGAUGCCCGCAUGAAGGAGGGCGAAGAGGUGACGGAAGUGUUCCACAUCAUUCUGGGCCGUUACGAUGCGGUUGUGUUCGAAAUUGCAUCGUCUGCCGCGACGAUCGGCGCUUCGAUGAUCAUGCUGAUCAUGGCAACGAUCCUGCGAACGCUUUUCUAA